GUGAGACAGACAGCAAACUAAGACAGAGAGACAGAGACUAUACACACAGUACCACUUAUCGUCAUCAUUGAGAUAUGGAGAUAGAAGAGGACAUCUAUGCCAAUAUAGAGGAGGUCUGUGUGAAAGGCUGUGAUGAUCUGGCUGCAGGUUAUGAGACUUUACACCAGAGUCAACAAGCUGGAACAAGUAUGUGUGUUUUACGGAUUCUUACUGAGAGUUAUCAUGACUUGACUGACACACAGACACACACACACACACGUAAAUAUUGGUGAUCGUAAAUAAGAAUGUGUAAACCAGACCUACUAUAAGAGCUACUCUAAAGAGUCCAAAGACAUGGCAGAUUCACAAAUAGGUGAAAGAUCUGAGGGAAUGGUGGAUGUAAUCUGGAUGCUGUGGAAUGUGCUGUAGAAAUGGUGAAACUAUAUUGUGAAGAGACAACAGUGAAAAUAUGAAUAACCUUUAGAGGGACACAUUUAAUUGAUUUACACAUUUCAAGCAAAACAAACAAGAAUGUGAAAAUCAAAACGAUUUGAUAUUUUGAAUCAGAAGCAUUUUUAAAACAUCUGAAACAGCUUUUUCCUGCAAUCUAGAGCCAUAAUCAUGUGUGCCCCCUAUGGGCAUGACACCUCUGGUUUGAAAUUAUUUUCAGUCAUAUGGAAGUGGGACCGAGUAGAGAACAUAAUUAUUGUUGACCACAGCAUCAAUUCCUCUUGGUAUCAGAGCAGCCUUAGUUUGUGAGGUAGAAUAGAAUAGAUAGGAUGAGGUCAGAUGUUUGUAAGCACUUGUUUUUCUACACCUGCAGGACUGAAGCAUGGGAAUCAGAACUGUCAGCCUUACAAGCUGGCUACCGUUUCUCUGGGAAUGCUGUGUGUGCUCUUGCUGACCUCAGUCAUAAGUCUCUCUGUGCUCUGUGAGUAUUCAACUCUUACAGGUGGGACUUUAGGGUGUGUGCAUUUAUGUGUGUGUAAGAAAGUUAACAAGAGACGGAUAACAGCUCUCUCUUCCGUCACAGAUGAUGGAGGCUACAAUCAACUGUCCCGAACUCUUUCUCUCCUAACAACCAACCACACCAAAGAGAAGAAAGAGCUUCAGACUAGUUAUGGAAACCUGACUAAAGAGAAAGACCAGUUGGAGAGGGAGAGAAACCAGUUACAGAUCAGUUAUAACAGCUUGAGUAAAGACAUAGACCAGUUACAAAUGCGUUACAACACAAUGACUAAAGAGAAAGACCAGUUACAAAGGACAUUUUCAGAGCAGGAGAAAAAGAUGACAGAAGAACUGGGUGAGUAUCAAUUCCAUGAUAAUAACUGUGAAUUUGAAUGUAUAAUAAUUGUUUUCUGUAUGUAUGACUAUAUUGAUCACUGUACUUUCUUUCUGCAGGAUGCUGUCCUGAUGGUUGGAGGAGACUCGGAUCAAGCUGUUAUUACCUUUCAACAGAGAGUAAAACUUGGAGUGAGAGCAGAGCAGACUGUAUAAGGGGAGGAGCAGACCUGGUGAUCAUAAACAGCAGAGAGGAACAGGUGAGAGAGCGGAGGAGCAGGAACAAAGGAGGAAAUAACUACUGAGAGAGAGAAACAGAGAGAGAGACAGACACAUACCAACUAUGUUCUUUUCAGGUGUUUCUAAACAAACUGGGAAAAGAUGUGCAUUUCUGGAUUGGUCUGACUGACUCAGACAAGGAAGGGAUCUGGAAAUGGGUGGAUGGAACAACAGCAACAACAACAACAACAACAACAACGUGAGUAAUAUUUACCCCUAUUCUUCUUGUAGUUAAUUUUUUGAAGCGUAUUGUUUCUUGUACUAAUAUCAUGUUGAUAUCACUUUCUGCUGAACUGGUUCUUAGGUUCUGGAGCAGUGGAGAGCCAAACAAUGCCGAUGGGGAGGAGGAUUGUGUGGUCUUCAACAGGUUCAGUGAUCUGUCUUGGCACUGGGCAAUUAUUCAGAAUUGGAAUGACCAGCCUUGCACAGUGAAUAAUCAAUGGGUAUGUGAGAGCACACCUAAAGUGUCAUAACAUAACAAAUCCGUCCACAAGGGGAGAAUAAUAUCUGAAUUCCCUUUUGAGUUAGCAAUUGUAUUAUCACAGAUUAUUGUUGAAGUGUAAUUUAAAUCAAUUAUAACAUUAGUUAUGAUUAGUAAUUAUUGUAGUUAUGAUUUGUAAUGAUUUAAUUGAUGUAAUAUAGAAUUGCUUAUAAAGAACCAUUGUAUUAUGAAAGCACAACUCUAACUUGAAAGCUAAUGUCGUGAAUUGACAUGCAGGGUCAAAUCGAAUCGAAUCAUCUAACAGUAAAUCGUGAACAAGGCAAGUGCCAUGCUUCAGUUUGUGUGUAUUUCUUUGUCAGAUGGGAUGAUAAUUAUAGGCUACUUACUAAUUCAUUUUAGCUCCUAGUGGAUAAUAUUUAAUACAUAUUUUGAAAGCUAACAGAACAGAAAUGUUUUGAAUUGUAUUGUAAAUUGCAGGUACAUAUUAUAAAUUGUUUUGAACAAAAGAGAAAAUACAAGUGUUAUGUUAUUUUAUUCCGCAUUGAAUAUUAUUGUGUUUCUUUAUAUGGAUGUUGGGUAACAUAACCCCCCCCCCCCCACCCCUCUCUCUCUCUCUCUCUCUCUCUCUCUCUCUCUCACACACACACACACACACUCACACACACACAGAGUGCAUACACACUUAUUUCACCUUCAUUGCAGUUUGGACUGUAGUCACAUUCAGAGCAUCGAUGAGACAGACAGCAUACAAAGACAGAGACAGAGAGAGAGAGACUAUACACACAGUACCAGUUAUCAUCAUUAUCGAGAUAUGGAGAUAGCAUAGGACAUUAUGCCAAUGUAGAGGAAAUCUGUGAGAAAGACUGUGAUGAUCUGGCUGCAGGUUAUGAGACUUUACACCAGAGUCCACAGGCUGGAACAAGCAAGUGUGUUUACAGACAAUAAUGACUGAGAAGUACAUUUUGAUAUGAGUACACUCCAACGUAAAGGUAUUUAAAUACAUCCGAGUGAGGAUAAAAGUCCCAAAUCCCGACACCUCCGAAUAUUAUCCACAUGGGCCAAAUAGCAAUUUAAAUCAGUAUGAUAAAUGGUCCCCCUUGUUGUGCAACAAGGUCAUCAACUAAAAUACCAUCCAGAGUGCUCCGAAAUCUAAUUCACAUAUAAACGGUGCGACAGUACUUUAUUGUCCCACAUCGGUCAUAGAGCUGAGGGGAUAGCAGAUGAAAACAGUGGGCCUAAGGGGCAAAGUAGCUUUAAAAUAAGUACUCUGGCUACAAUAUCAAUAUAAAGAAGUUUAUUAUCAUCAUUAAUGAGAAACAGUGAGGCAAUUAGUGGAAAGGGACGUAAUUUUUGGAGGGACUUAAACAUUUUCAAGCAUUAUCUUUAAAUGUUUAUAUAUAAUUUGUAUAGAAAUGAGAGUAGAGGAGGACAGAAAUACAUUUUACCCAACUUUCUGUCCUGAUGGGGUUGAAGACCACAAGACUCAGUUCCUCUUGGUAUAAGAGCAUUGGUUUGUGAGGUGAUUGUAACCACUUGUUUCUCUACAUCUGCAGGACUGAAGCAUGGGAAUCAGAACUCUCCUCCUUGGAGGCUGGCUACAAUUUCUCUGGGCCUGCUGUGUGUUCUCUUACUGAUCACAGUCAUAAGCCUCUCUGUGCACUGUGAGUAUUCAACGCACAUGUUUGCCUGCAUGUGUAUUUAUGUGUGUGUUUGUGAAUGUGUGUGUAUGUGUGUGCAUGUGUGUGCAAAAAAUAUUGUUGGUGUGCGCUCUCUUCUCUUUUCAAUCACAGAUGAUGAACCCUAUAAUGAACUGUCCAGACUCCAGACUUCAUACAACAACCUGACUGAGGAGAAACUCCAGUUACAGAGGACAGUUUCAGAGCAGGAGAAGAAGAUAUCAGAGCUUGGUAAGUAUGCUGUUGUAAGAAUGUGAAUGUAGGGGAUUGAGUAUGAUAUUAUGAUCAGUAGCAAAUGUUCUGUAUUAUAUAAAUAUGGUAUAUAACAAUUGGUCUGUAUACCUGAAUUAGCUGUACUCAUUCUCUUUCUAUAGGACCCUGUCCUGAUGGUUGGAGGAGAAUCAGAUGUAGUUGUUAUUACUUGUCUAAUAACAGUAAAACUUGGAGUGAGAGCAGACAAGACUGCAGAGAGAGAGGAGCAGACCUGGUGAUCAUAAACAGCAGAGAGGAACAGUUGUGUAUGUGGGUGUGUGAGAGAGAGAGAGAGAGAGAGAGAGAGAGAGAGAGAGAGAGAGAGAGAGAGAGAGAGAGAGAGAGAGAGAGAGAGAGAGAGAGAGAGAGAGAGAGAGAC
This is a messenger RNA of Coregonus sp. 'balchen', 4288 nucleotides long. The record is from the annotation of a GenBank genome assembly. Lineage: Eukaryota; Metazoa; Chordata; Actinopteri; Salmoniformes; Salmonidae.